CUUUCAUUCUCAGGUCUUCAUGGAAACACAGAGCUUGCUGAUCUCUAUCUGGCAAGAUCCAGCCCAAAGUCUCAGUAUUAUUCCAUGACGUUCUACUCAGACUUUGUGUAUCCAUCAAUGCAACACUUGCCUGAAGCAGUGAGAGAUGGAAAUCCUCAGAUUCUAUCAAUAUAUGGCAUUUCUUCAAAGGAGUUUUAUGAAGCUCUCUACAGGUCAGAGGAAGGCGUUGAAAGCUUUUUCAGGUACAUGAGUGAGGCUUGGAGUCUUCGUGGAAAUGAAGUGGUCUCUGCCUUUGAUCUUUCUGGUUUUCAACUCAUUUAUGAUCUGGGAGGAAAUAGCAGUGGCUUAGCUAAGGAAAUAAUUUCAAAGUACCCAAAUUGUACAGUGAAACUUUUUGACCUUCCUGAAGUUGUGAAAAGAUCAAAAAAAUAUUUUGUAUCUUCAGAGGAAUCCCAGAUCACUUUUCAUGAAGGGGAUUUUUUUAAAGAUCCAAUUCCUGAAGCAGAUCUAUACAUAUUAUCAAGAAUCAUGCUUAAUUGGAGUGAUGAAAAGUGUAUCGAGCUACUAUCAAAAGUAUUUAUGGCCUGUAAGCCAGGUGGUGGAGUGUUAGUAGUGGAACCAAUCAUUGAGGAAGACAAAUCUGGGUCUUUUCCUGCUCAUAUGUACUCCAGCAUAAUGAUGCUUCUCACUGGAGGACGGUCACGGACAGCAUCAGAGAGUCAUGUGCUCUUCAACACAGCUGGUUUUAAAGAUAUUCAGCUCAAGAAAGGAAGUAUCUUUGAUGUCAUUUUGGCCAGAAAAUAAUAUUCAACUUGCUUCAUUCCUGCCAAGAGUUAAAAUCAAAUUACAAUAAUAAAACUG
This is a messenger RNA of Candoia aspera, 861 nucleotides long. Its product is annotated as acetylserotonin O-methyltransferase-like. Bases 85 to 804 code for a protein of 239 amino acids. The transcript has 6 exons. Gene Ontology annotation, molecular function: O-methyltransferase activity. The record is from RefSeq and is a predicted model, not a curated record. NCBI's taxonomy places the organism in Eukaryota, Metazoa, Chordata, Lepidosauria, Squamata, Candoiidae.